AUGGUUCGACUGACUUUGGAUCUAAUUGCUAAAAACAGCAAUUUUAAGCUCAGGAAAGAAGAAACAACUUUACAGCGUCUGAAGAAAAUAACUCAUAUAAAUUUUUCAGAUAAAAAUAUAGAUGCAAUUGAAGACCUCUCUCUUUGCAAAAAUCUUAGUGUUUUAUAUUUAUAUGAUAACCAUAUUAGUCAAAUUGCUAACUUGAAUUUUGCCACAAAUUUGACUCAUUUGUACCUACAAAACAAUUGUAUUUCAUGUAUAGAGAACCUCAGUUCAUUAAAGAAACUGGAAAAAUUAUAUCUGGGUGGCAACUACAUUGCCGUCGUGGAAGGUUUAGAUGGAUUAGAAGAACUGAGAGAGCUUCACGUUGAAAGUCAGAGGCUCCCCCUAGGAGAAAAACUUCUAUUUGAUCCACGAACUCUUCAUUCUCUGAGAAAAUCCCUCUGUGUGCUGAAUAUCAGCAAUAAUAAUAUUGAUUACAUAAAAGACUUAGAAAUACUGGAGAAUCUUCAUCAUCUCAUAGCAGUUGACAAUCAACUUCAGCAGGUGAAGGAUCUGGAGUUUUUACUGAGCAAGUUGAUGAAGCUAUGGAAAAUGGAUCUAAACGGAAAUCCUGUUUGUCUCAAAAUAAAAUACAGAGACAAAGUGAUUUUAGCAUCCGAGUCACUGGAAUUUCUUGAUGGAAAAGAAAUUAAAAAAAUGGAAAGACAAUUUCUAAUGAACUGGAAAGCAUCCAAAGAGGCCAAGAAAAAAAAGAAAAAGAGUCCAAAGAGUGAGAACACAAGCAGCGUAAGCACAAGCAAGCAGGCCGGCCAGCCGUAG
Elephantulus edwardii (Cape elephant shrew) is the source of this 822-nucleotide messenger RNA. It is a transcript of the gene PPP1R42, whose product is annotated as protein phosphatase 1, regulatory subunit 42. The record is from RefSeq and is a predicted model, not a curated record. Lineage: Eukaryota; Metazoa; Chordata; Mammalia; Macroscelidea; Macroscelididae. The coding region runs from base 1 to 822 and encodes 273 amino acids. The transcript is spliced from 6 exons. Gene Ontology annotation, molecular function: protein binding.